This is a messenger RNA of Scophthalmus maximus (turbot), 1825 nucleotides long. RefSeq names its product dihydrolipoamide dehydrogenase (gene dldh). NCBI's taxonomy places the organism in Eukaryota, Metazoa, Chordata, Actinopteri, Pleuronectiformes, Scophthalmidae. The coding region runs from base 117 to 1643 and encodes 508 amino acids. Gene Ontology annotation, cellular component: mitochondrion; oxoglutarate dehydrogenase complex. The transcript has 14 exons. The record is from RefSeq and is a predicted model, not a curated record. Gene Ontology annotation, molecular function: flavin adenine dinucleotide binding; dihydrolipoyl dehydrogenase (NADH) activity.
UUAACAGCGACGUACAGGCGUGUUUUCUGGAGUGGUACUGCGCGUGCGCAGUGGCAGGAGUCCUUGGCUGGUCGGCCUGCUGUAGGUUACUGAUCCUGUGAAGGGACACCGACGAAAUGCAGAGCUGGACGCAGUUAUACCGCUCUCUGGCCACGCGGAGCCACCACCUUCCAUGCAAACUGCACGGAGCUGCAGCUCUGUCUGUCAGAACCUAUGCUGACAAAGCAGCAAUUGAUGCAGACGUCACAGUGGUGGGCUCCGGUCCAGGCGGCUACGUUGCUGCCAUCAAAGCCGCACAGCUCGGCUUCAAAACUGUGUGUGUAGAGAAGAAUCCUACACUGGGUGGCACCUGUCUGAACGUUGGCUGCAUCCCCUCAAAGGCUCUGCUGAACAACUCUUAUCUGUACCACAUGGCUCAUGGCAAGGACUUUGAAAGCAGAGGCAUCGAAAUUUCAGGCCUCUCGUUGAACCUGGAGAAGAUGAUGGCUCAGAAAAGUGGAGCAGUCAAAGCUUUGACCGGAGGAAUCGCACAUCUAUUCAAACAGAACAAAGUGACCCAUGUCAAUGGUUUUGGGAGAGUGACAGGUAAGAACCAGGUGACGGCCAUAGCAGAGGACGGCAGCGAGCAGGUCAUCAACACCAAGAACAUCCUCAUAGCUUCUGGCUCCGAGGUCACGCCCUUCCCUGGGAUCCAGAUCGAUGAAGACACCAUCGUGUCAUCGACAGGAGCUUUGUCCUUGAAGACAGUGCCCGAGGAGCUGAUUGUGAUUGGAGCUGGAGUCAUCGGAGUGGAGCUGGGGUCAGUGUGGCAGCGUUUGGGCUCUAAGGUCACAGCGGUGGAAUUCUUGGGCCACGUGGGCGGUAUGGGCAUCGACAUGGAGAUCUCCAAGAACUUCCAGCGCAUCCUGCAGAAGCAGGGUCUCAAGUUCAAGCUUGGCACCAAAGUCAUGGGAGCCACCAAAAGGCCGGACGGCAAGAUUGAUGUGGCUGUUGAGGCGGCGGCCGGAGGGAAGAACGAGACGCUGACAUGUGACGUGCUGCUGGUCUGUAUCGGCAGACGACCUUUCACCCAGAACCUCGGUCUUGAAUCUGUCGGCCUCGAGCUGGACAACAGGGGCCGCAUCCCUGUCAACAACCGCUUCCAGACCAAAGUACCCAGUAUACAUGCAAUCGGUGACGUGAUCGCUGGGCCGAUGUUGGCACACAAGGCUGAGGACGAGGGCAUCAUAUGUGUGGAGGGCAUGGCCGGUGGCGCCGUUCACAUCGACUACAACUGUGUUCCCUCCGUCAUAUACACACACCCAGAGGUGGCCUGGGUGGGCAAGACAGAGGAGCAGCUCAAAGAGGAGGGUGUCCCGUACAAAGUUGGCAAGUUCCCCUUUGCAGCCAACAGCCGAGCCAAAACCAACGCCGACACCGACGGCAUGGUGAAGAUCCUCGGUCACAAGGAGACAGACAGGAUGCUGGGAGCGCACAUUGUUGGAACUGGAGCAGGAGAGAUGAUCAAUGAAGCCGCUUUGGCCAUGGAGUAUGGCGCCUCCUGUGAGGACAUCGCCAGAGUCUGCCACGCCCAUCCCACUGUGUCGGAGGCUUUCAGAGAAGCAAACCUUGCCGCCUCCUUCGGCAAAGCCAUCAACUUCUGAUCUGCCGGCCAAUGUCGCAUCGUCAGUGUACAUACCAGACGAGAAACAGGAAGCCGUGUGUCUGCAUCCAAACCUACAUCCAACCCACCGGGACCCUCUGCUCAACUCUGUACCACAUUUAGUUAUAAUGUUAUUUAAAUGUUCUCAGUGAAAUAAUAAAGAGGGAUUGGGCAGUAAAUACA